ACGUACAAGAAGCAACCUAGGGGAUGACCUAUUUACGUAUUGCGGAAAUGAGUAAAGCAAUGGUCAAGCGUAGUGCAGUACAUCAAAAACAUAAAUUUUACCAGAAACAUACGAGAAGACCAAAUUGGAUUUUAAGCUCGGUGGUCAGAUGAGGAGGGCCUGCAGAGUUUUCCCUUGUUAUCAUCCUUUGUUGUGAUGGCAUUCCUCCACAUUCCUGGCAUAACCACAUUCCUUCUGCUCCUCAUUCUAUCAUAUUUUGCUCUUUUACUUUUGACACAUCUGCCAUUUGAUACCCCUACAUUUCCUUUUCCUCAUUUACCUUCCUCACCAUCAUGCGGUCCAGGUCAGUCAUGGGCUGUCCGGAUCCAUGCUGAGCCACAUCAUGCACAUGAACAGAACUCUGAAGAACUACAUGUAAUUGCCAACCAGGUAGCAGAACAGGCUGGGCUGCAUAACCAGGGCCAGAUUGGACAGUUAGAAGGCCACUACUUGCUUUGUUCUUCUCAAUCAGAUGAUAAUAUUUGGAAGAAUGAUCGCCAUCCUGUGAAUGUGCUAGCAAGCCACCCAAAUGUCCUUUGGUACUCCCAAGAGAGGUUGUUAAGCCGCUCCAAAAGAUCGAUGGCCUUCAAUGACCCUCAAUAUCCUAAACAGUGGCACCUGCACAAUGAUGUAAAUAAGGGCAUGGACAUCAAUGUGACCGGUGUAUGGGAGCGCAACAUUACUGGCCAAGGAGUCACCGUUGUGGUAGUUGAUGAUGGAGUACAACACACGCAUGAAGACCUAAAACCAAACUAUAGUCCAACGGGCAGCUAUGAUCUGAACUCCAAUGACCCGGACCCUAUGCCCCACCCAGACGUUCAUAGUGACAACCACCACGGGACUCGAUGUGCUGGCGAGAUCGCUGCUGUUCCAAAUAACAGUAUUUGUGCUGUGGGAGUGGCCUAUGGUAGCAAGGUGGCAGGUAUAAGGGUUCUGGACGGCCCACUGACAGAUAGCCUGGAGGCCAUAGCCUUCAACAAACACUACCAAGUCAAUGACAUUUACAGCUGCAGUUGGGGUCCCGAUGAUGAUGGACACACCGUGGAUGGGCCCCAUCCUUUGGGCAAGGCUGCACUUCAGCAUGGAGUCAUUGCUGGAAGACGGGGUUUUGGAAGCAUCUUUGUGGUUGCCAGUGGCAAUGGAGGUCAAUAUAAUGACAACUGCAACUAUGAUGGUUAUGCAAACUCCAUAUACACCAUCACUAUUGGAGCCGUUGACGAGAUUGGCAGAAUGCCCUAUUAUGCGGAGGAGUGUGCAUCCAUGUUGGCAGUCACUUUCAGCAGCGGUGGAAACAAGCUGAGAAGCAUUGUAACAUCGGACUGGUCCAUGCAGCAGGGGACUGGCUGCACAGAAGGCCACACUGGCACGUCUGCUGCCGCCCCCUUGGCAGCCGGAAUGGUGGCCCUCAUGCUGCAGGUCCGGCCCUGCCUCGGCUGGAGGGACGUGCAGCACAUCAUCACUUUCACUGCCACCAAGUGUGAUAACAGUUCUGAUUGGAGAGAAAAUGGGGCAGGAUUCCAUCACAGCCAUCAACAUGGUUUCGGGCUCCUAAAUGCUUGGAAACUUGUUAAUGCCGCUAAGGUAUGGGAGCCAGUGCCAUUUCUUGUGUCCUAUCAGAGCUCAGUGAUAGGGGACAAAGUGUCCAUUCCAUUAUAUCCAAAGAAGCUGGUUCGCACUUGGGAAGUCACUGCUGCUGACUUAGAACUGUCUGGGAUGGAGACACUGGAGCAUGUGGCUGUUACAGUGACAAUAAACCACCCUUGUCGUGGCAACCUGGAGAUUGUGUUGUUCUGUCCCAGCGGGAUUCCGUCAGUCAUUGGGGCUCGACGGGCUAUUGACAGAGACUCGGCAGGAUACCAAGACUGGACCUUCUCCACUGUGCGUUGCUGGGGGGAAAGGGCUCAAGGCCAGUACCACCUCAAGAUAUCUGAUCAUAAGGAACCAUCGUCUCAACAAUGUGCCAGUGUGGGAGAGUUAAAGCAGUGGAAGUUGACACUGUAUGGUUCUUCUAUGACAUUCAGGGAAGUCAAGGAUAGACAAAUGCUGGUGGAGGACGCCAUGAGUGGCAAAUACCUGGACAGCAACUUCUCUUUGCCUUGCUCUCCAGGCCUUGAUAUUCCAUCUGAGAUUAUCAGUCCAUUCACCUCAAGCAGCCUCAGGUUUCUUCUUUUGCUUGGCUGCUUUGCACUUUUCUGGUCGCUCUACUACAUACUUGAGGCCACCUUAGGCCACCUGGAUCUCACAGGCCUCCAAUGCCUGUCUUGGAGGCAAACAGGUCACAGAGUCAGGAACGGUCGUCGAGCGAGAGGAGUUGAGGAGGCAUUGGAUGAUGAGGAUGAAGGGCAUGAGGAGCAAGAAUCUGGGCUGGAGCUGCGUGCAGUGCUGGACUCUGAAACCAAAGUCUUACUUAUCAAUGGAGAGAAGACAUGAUGGAGAGUUUAAAAAAAAAAAAAAGGACCAAAGUGCUCUUUGGUUGUCUCAGGCUUACACUCCCAACUUUUUUCAUUCAGGUCACUGCAAUUUGUUUUUUUAUGUGGUGUUGACUGGUCAAGUGGUUAAUUCUGAAUUGAAUUGGGGAUGGAAUUUGUUGUAGUGCAUAGUAUUGAAAUGUAAGGACUUAAGUGAACUUUUCAAGUCUUGGUACAAUUGUUUAUUGAAGAACACUGGGCUACUGUUUGUGAGGAAUGUAUUGUAAGCACUUUAUGAAAGCUUGAAUCUGCCGUGAUUAGGUGGGCUGUGCCUGUAUGUGUGUGUGAGUGUGUGUGUGAGUGGGGGGGGGGGGUGUUGGGGGUCAACUAGGUCUUCCUCUGAAGUAGCUUCAAUUUCCAAUCCAAUUAUGAUACGGAUAUAUUUUAGGAAUACAAGUGAUUUUGAAAGCAGACACUUUUGAAAUUAUUCGAGAGGAGUUCUCCUUAUGGGUUAUCAACCAACUACUGAAAAAACUUGACGUGGAUUCUUCCAUUGUGGAGUAAAAGUAUAUUCUUAUGGAAGUGUUACUUAUAACAUGCCUUAUUCACUGUACAGAACUUGUGCUGCCUAUUAAAGAGUGAUAAGUGUUUUUAUACAAAAAGGUUUUAUAUACUAUAAGUUCUCUUUCUCCUGCUGUACAAUUGAAGACAGGAGUUGUAAGUUGUGUUUUGCUGUGCAAGUCACAUGAUUUAGUGAUGACAAUAAAGGACUUGAUGAAAUAUUUUCUCGUGGUUAAUUCUGUGGUACUCUAUUCAAUCAAUCAAAGCCCUGUUAUUUUAAAAAAAAUGUCAGUUUUCUACCCGUGACAAGAACAAUGUCGAUAAUAAAACAAUAUAUGGGUGGUGUAACUGGUAUUACCAAUUACUUUUUUGUGUUGCACAAAUCACACGGUUUAUGCACACAUGUAGUUCCAAGUCUUUUAAUAUGAAAAUGUACAAAACAUCAGUGCUGAUACAGCAGGCAUAGAUAGCUGGAGGUAUGGAAACUUUUUUUUUUUUUGUAAAAUGGUCAAUUCCCUUUGCUGAUAUUUAUUGCUCUAAUAGUGUUGAAGGUAAUGUGUUACUUCUUGCGAUCAAACCAACAAGUUGGCUUAUCACAUAACCUGAUUCCCCCCCUCCCCCCUCUCCUAAGCAAUGCUUCAAUUUUGUAUUAUGCAUACAAGUCUUCAUUAAUUGAAUGGGAGUGACAACAGUGCAGGCGAGGCUCUGUGAAAGUCAAUGGAGUGUUUUUGUGUUAAAAGUUGAGACUUGGGGCCAUUCAUUAGAGAGUAGGUAUUCUAUGAAACAAGCGAUUUCUAAAUUAAAAAGAAUUCCCAGAGAACCUUUUUACCAAGGUCAGUGUUUACAGGCCUUAUGAUGAUGUAAUGGGCAACAGACGUGUAAUUUCUGUGUCUCGGGGAUUUUUACAGGAUUUGUCUCGGUCUUCCAUAGCUCAUCCCUUCUUGACUGGCUCCCUUGUUUGACCCCAUCUGGAGUCCAAUCACAUUUUUGCCCGCCUUCAUCUGAUCAUCUGAAAAUUCUCGCUUGUUCUCCUGUGCUUUCCUGAA
This is a messenger RNA of Corythoichthys intestinalis (scribbled pipefish), 4054 nucleotides long. It is a transcript of the gene pcsk7, whose product is annotated as proprotein convertase subtilisin/kexin type 7. The transcript has 17 exons. NCBI's taxonomy places the organism in Eukaryota, Metazoa, Chordata, Actinopteri, Syngnathiformes, Syngnathidae. The coding region runs from base 196 to 2469 and encodes 757 amino acids. Gene Ontology annotation, biological process: protein processing. The record is from RefSeq and is a predicted model, not a curated record. Gene Ontology annotation, cellular component: trans-Golgi network; Golgi membrane. Gene Ontology annotation, molecular function: serine-type endopeptidase activity.